Cynara cardunculus var. scolymus (artichoke) is the source of this 2498-nucleotide messenger RNA. RefSeq names its product vacuolar protein sorting-associated protein 9A-like. Bases 1065 to 2342 code for a protein of 425 amino acids. Gene Ontology annotation, molecular function: small GTPase binding; guanyl-nucleotide exchange factor activity. Gene Ontology annotation, cellular component: cytosol; endocytic vesicle. Gene Ontology annotation, biological process: vesicle-mediated transport. The record is from RefSeq and is a predicted model, not a curated record. The transcript has 3 exons. Lineage: Eukaryota; Viridiplantae; Streptophyta; Magnoliopsida; Asterales; Asteraceae.
UGAGAUUUCGGCAUUUGGCCAAACUGAUCUUUGCUUAAGGAUAAGUUAUUGUUGAAGUCCUCUACAACCUUGUUUAUGCUUGUUACUUCUCUGCCUAAUAUUUGAACUCUUCAUCUCCAUAAAUGCUUGUUAGUUGUCACUUCUCUACCUAAUACUUGUUCAUCCUUGACCGAGUUGGGAUUAUUGUGGUUUUUGCUGUAAGAGCAUGAUCAUACUCUCUUAUAUAUGGUAAAAUGCCUAAAGGAUUAAUCAGGUUUUCCCUCUCGAACCUUUUGCAUACUAUCACACGUGAAAGCUACACUCAAAGUGAACUAUUUCAUUCCCAACAACAAAAAACACCAAUUUUCAAACAACUUUGCUCACUUAUACCCUAAGUGUAGGUAUCAAUUUGGAAAGGGGUAUAGCACUCAUUCACUCAGCACUUGGAGUAAACUUAAUGUAUGCUCUUUCUGUGGGUAAUCCAAUUCCAUUGAAAAAAAUCUCCAUCGCAGGGGCUUUUAGUAACUGCGAAAAAAUCAAUGAGGAUUAAUAUAUUAAACAAAAAGAUCAAAAUGCAUAACAUAGAAAUCAUGAGCAAGACUUGGAUUCAUUUAAGAUUCCAUGUUUUGUUGUGUUGUUAAUUUACUUUAUAAGCAUAUAUCUAAUGGAAUUAAAUAGUUACUCUUUUCUGGUUUUGAGUCAAUUGGUAUAUAUGUGAUUAGUUCGAGUCAGUUGUUUGUGUAUCCUAUUGUAUCUCGUGCUCAAUCCUUCAUGUAAUAGGCCUUUAAUGUCACCUUUUUUAGUGUUAUCGAUUGUGUUGGUUUUGUAGGGUGAAGCAGGGCUGUAUACUUGUAGUUGACUAAUUUAAAUAAUAACAAUAAGAGGACCACCCUGGAUCCAAAUCUUGAAUCCGCCCCUGAUGUGGCUCUAGGAUCUCAAGACAGUUUGCUAUGUUUAAAUUUCCACAAUGUACAACAAGGAUGAAGUUUCGUCAUUCAACAGGGUGAUAAUCCUCAAGCUAGGUUCAAGGGUUAAGAUCCUUCUAAGGUUUUAGGUCAUAUAUCGAAUCUGAUCUGAUCAGUAUUAUGGAGAAUGCCGAACCAUUUAGUUCCUCUACAGCACCUCUGACAUGGCAUGACUUCUUGGAGCGUAUGCGACAUCCAUCUGCCUCAGAAUUUGUUAAAGCUAUCAAAAGUUUCAUCGUAUCCUUCUCCAAUAAUCCACCUGAUCCUGAAAAGGACAGUGCAUCGGUGCAAGAGUUCCUUGCCAAUAUGGAAGCCGCUUUUCGUGCUCAUCCUCUUUGGGCAGGUCGGUCAGAAGAGGAGUUAGAUAGCGCCGGUGAAGGGCUGGAGAAAUACAUAAUGACGAAGUUAUUUACCCGUGUUUUUGCCACACACCCGGAUGACGUGAAGGUAGAUGACCAACUCUACGAGAAGCUGGCCUUAGUCCAGCAAUUUAUCCGGCCUGAGAACUUGGACAUUCAACCAACAUAUCAAAACGAAACAUCAUGGUUGCUUGCUCAGAAGGAGUUGCAAAAAAUCAAUAUCUACAAAGCACCAAGAGACAAACUCGUAUGCAUCCUCAGUUGCUGUAAAGUCAUCAACAACUUGCUGCUUAAUGCUUCGGUUGCUGCAAACGAAAACCCUCCUGGGGCCGAUGAGUUCCUUCCGGUCCUUAUCUACGUUACCAUAAAAGCAAACCCUCCUCAAUUGCAUUCAAAUUUGUUGUACAUUCAACGAUACAGACGUGAAUCCAGACUAGUUGGAGAAGCAGCCUAUUUCUUCACAAACAUGCUCUCAGCAGAAGCCUUCAUUAUGAACAUAGAUGGGAAAGCGUUGUCGAUGGAUGAAAUGGAGUUUCAGAAGAAUAUGGAAUCCGCUCAGACACUUAUUUACGGUUUAUCGGGUGAUUACGAUGGCGGUGAAAGCGUAUCAGAACCCAGACAGGUCAAAAGCCAUGAAAACAGUAGCGUUGCAGUUGAAUCAACAACUGAUGGUGCAAACUCAAAAGACCAACAGCAAGUGAACAAAAUCCCAUCAAUUUCAGAUUUGGAGAAUAAAGGGGCAAGUACACUAAUGAAAGAGGAAAGAGGGAUCGAAGAAUUUCGGAAAUUCCCGUACUUAUACUCGCGAACGGGUGAUCUGACGGUAGGUGAUGUAGAAGAGUUGCUAAAUAGCUAUAAGCAACUGGUGGUGAAGUAUGUUAGUCUUGCAAAAUCGAUCCAAUCCCGAAAUGAGGGUGAAAGUUUAGGUAAGGGGAAAGUAGAUGAUGUUAGAAUAGAGAGAGGUUCAGAUGGAGUUUUUACUGGAGAUUCGGAAUCAACAGAAGUCGUAUCUCGAGUAGAGGACACAGUUGAAUCGUAAGUUUUUCUCCUUUUCUCCCAGAUCAAAUCGUGGAUGGAUAGAAGCCAAAGAUUCGUGUGUUUUGUUAUGUUUUUUGUUUACUGUAAUGCCGUUUUCUGGAAGAAAUUGAGGUUAAUUUCAGGGAAUGAGAAUGGAAAUGCUGGAAUAGUUUCAUGA